UGACGUGUACUUGUUGUUUUACCCCAGUGGACACUCAACAAGUAGCAGACAUGGACCUAUGGUGGACUCUCACAAUACUUUUACCUCUCAUAUGCUACACCAAUGCUCAGAAUCCCCACAAGAGGUUCGAAUAUAAGUACAGCUUCAAGGGGCCGUACCUGGCGCAGAAGGACAACCAAGUUCCAUUCUGGCAGUACAGCGGCAAUGCAAUUGCCAGUGAAGAGAGCGUACGCAUCACCCCAUCACUACGUAGUCAAAAGGGACAGAUAUGGACCAAAAACCCUACAAACUUUGAGUGGUGGGAAGUGGACUUCGUUUUUCGUGUAACAGGUCGAGGAAGAAUAGGUGCUGAUGGCUUGGCUAUCUGGUUUGCUGAUAAACCUGGUGUGGAAGGUCCUGUAUUUGGCAGUUCAGACCAGUGGAAUGGUCUUGGAAUAUUUUUUGAUUCUUUCGACAAUGAUAACAAGAGAAAUAACCCAUAUGUUAUGGCCAUGGUCAAUGAUGGCUCCAAAAUUUACGAUCAUGAACAUGAUGGAUUGAGCCAGCAACUUGGUGGCUGCCUUAGAGAUUUCCGAAACAAACCUUUCCCAGUGAGAGCGAAGAUUGAAUAUUACAAAAAUGUGCUAACUGUAAAAACCCAGCUGCUUGAGUUUGAUUAUUCAAAACUUGAGGAGAGAGACCCAGAUAUAGACAAUAUAACACUGGGAGAUACAGAACCCUUCAGUGAUUCACUCACGACUACAUAUCCUGUGGCUGCUGAGACAACUUUGCCUCCUGUAUAUGAUGAAUAUCCAGGGACAACUUCGCAGUCUUCUGAUAUUUACUCGACGGCUAUGACAUAUUUUGGAUACGAGGAAGAGGCUACAUCUUCAUCUCCUGAUAGUGAAUCUACCACCACAACUGCUUCUACAAUAUUAGGUGAUGGUUUUACCAGAGAUGGUUUAGAUACCAGCCAUCUCUUUAUGGAAACUGUCCAUGUGGCUGGUGAGGAGGAACUGUCAGCUGGACGGGGAUGGUAUGGAAGUAGUGAACCUACUGCAGCUACCACAACACCUAAGCCUGAGAAAAAGAAACGCAGGAAGCGGCAGAGGAAGAGGAGGACGACGACGAGGAGGAGGAGGAAAAGGGUGCAUAGUACAAGUCCGUUGAUGAUUCACAGUGGAAUGACAAACAAUGAGAAGGAUUACGAGAUCUGUAUGCGUGCAGAAAAUGUAUUUUUGCCAGCGACCGGCCACUUUGGUGUAUCUGCUGCAACAGGCGGAUUAGCUGACGAUCAUGAUGUAUUGAAAUUCCUAGUGUCUUCCAUGCGAUCCCCCGAAGAAAUGGCACUCUUGCAAACCAAUCAGGAGGAUGAGGAGAAGUUCCGGCAGGAGUUCCAGGAGUACCAAGAGAAGACAAAGAAGGCACGUGAUGAGUACAUUGCUCUGAAUCCUGAUGCUGUACAGAAAGACAAAGAGGAGGAGUAUGAGAGCUGGGAACAGAGGGAAUUGCGUCAGAUAUUCCAUGGACAAAGUCAGAUACACGAGAUUAUAAGACAACUACACUCAAAAAUGGACGAGAUUAUUGGUCGGCAAGAACGAACACUUGGUUUAGUUUCUGCAGUUCACUCAGGAAUGGGAGGACAAGUUAUGCCUGCAGGUCAAGUUCCUCCAGCACCUGUUGCUGCCCUACCAGGAGACACCAUCCGUCGACAUGAAGUUGAUAACAUUCUCAACAAUCAGAGAGAUAUUGUGCAAACAGCAAGGGAUAUCAAGAACUUUGUUAAUGAAAUCCACCAGAAAAGCAACCUGCUCUUGAGCAACAGUCAGAAGCCACAAGGGUCGGUGCAGCCGGUGGGCUUUGAUCUACACGUUACCCUUAACGAGAUGAAGGAAGGGCUCAAUACUGUGAAGCGGGACUUAGGUACAGCGACUCAGAGGUUGUCUUCGGCACCAGGAGGCGGUGCAUGUCCUACAGUCAGCUGUGUAUCAACAGGCUUGUUCAUUGCUUUCAUGGUGAUCCAGUUGGUUCUACUCAUUGGUUACAUUAUGUACAGAAACAGCAGUGAGGGCUCAGAGGGCUGCUUGGUUCGAUGGUUUUCAUCACAUCAUGAGCACUUCAACUAGUAUUUUUUAUGAGAAGAUAAUAAAGAAGCCCAGGCCAAGAAGUUUUAUUGAGCUCAAGUGCUUAAACUGCUGGAUUUUAAGAUCUCAGGAGCUGAAAGAUAUCUUCUGAAAUAUAUUUUGAAAAUAUUGCUUUUAUAGUGUCCAUUUAAAAAAAGUUUUAAUGGAGUUUUAAGCAUUUAUUUUUUUAAUAAAAAUAAUGUUUUCUUUCUGGUGAGAUUUAUACAUAAAGACCAAGAAAUUCAAUUAAAUACACUUGUGAUCUGACUUUGAGAUUGUUGAAUUCAUCUUUCAAAGUGUCUUCCUGAAAUAGCUGAAAUUUAUUUGCUGCUGUAAGCUGCUGUAAGCUGCUGCUGAUGUCAUAACUUAUCAUUUCUGAAUGAGUUGGUUUAAGAAGCGACUCGGUCAGGAUUGUUACACAGUGUAACACUUGAUCCAGUUAUACAAAAAGCCACAUUGGCUCUACACUUAACCGGAUUUUCCACAUUUGCUUCUUUAUUUACCUCAAGUUCUUAAGAGGUAUGUGCCGGUGUUUGGUACAGAAGUGACAAGUUCAGCCUGCUGUAUUUUCUAAAUGCAUUGUUAGAAAUGAAAUUUGCAAAUAUCUGAUUAGUUUGUAAGAUGUGCAUCACAGUGCAGUAUAUGCAUCUCGGUUAUAUGUAAUUUUGAACAUUUAGUUCAAGUGAUACAGCACAUUUUCCAGUAGAUACAAUGUAUUUGUGAUUAUUACUCAAAAGCAGGUAUUCAAAAGUCCUGUUAAGGAUUUGGUCAUUUGUUAAAAGUGAAUGGAGAACUUGACUUACCAGUAUUACCAUUACACAAUGCUUCCAGUUUUGAAAACUACAUCAACCAUGAUUAUUCAUUGAGAUUGUUGCAAAUGCAGUGGUUGUUGAGUCUCACUAUGUGAGGCACUCUAUUAAGCCACUAUAUUGUGGCUUUCUCUCUCCAUUAUUAUUUAUUUGUAUUUUAAUUAACAUUCAAGGUCCCACAAUUAAUCCUCCUACAAUUGCCUUCUUUGGACUAGGGUAGUUUAAUUGUUAAUAAAAUAUAGAUUAGAUUGUAUCAGAUUUAAGACCUGAAGUAAAUAGUUGAAUAAACAUGAAAUUGACUAUUAGAGGUUAUGGUUUCAGUACCUUAAGUUACUGUCUUCAUAACUACUGUACUGUACUUGUUUUACAGGAUGAUUCAGGGCUUGUGUGCUUGACUAUUAACAUUCUGUACGACUAAUUCUUCAUGUUUUGCUCAUUUUCCAAGUGGAGUUUCCAUUGUUUGGUUGAGGUUUAGCCGUGUUUAUUUCCUAUUGUGAUCAUAUUUUUAUCAGGAUUAACGAGUUAUUUUUUUUUUCCUUGAAGUAUACAACAGUGAUAGGGUAGGUUUAUAUUUUAGCCACAGUGAGCUAAAAUAAAUAUUUUAUAAAAUAUUUUAUAUUUUAGUCAGUGGUUUACUAUUGAUAAAAUUGAUUUCUUUUUGGAAUGUAAUAUAAGAAGCAUCUUUGGAGGAGUCUUCCGGAGAUGGUGGUGUAGUGCACAAAACUAGCUAAAUUACUUGUAUUUUGUUUAUGCUUUUAUGAAAUUUGCUGUUGUAAGAACAUCAUUGCUUUUAUUUUUUACUAUUAUGUUUUCAGUGGUGGAUUAUUGUUGUAUUUUGUUAAGAUUUAAUAAAUUAUUAAAAGUUUUUCUACA
This is a messenger RNA of Procambarus clarkii (red swamp crayfish), 3784 nucleotides long. The record is from RefSeq and is a predicted model, not a curated record. Lineage: Eukaryota; Metazoa; Arthropoda; Malacostraca; Decapoda; Cambaridae.